UCGGUCAGAGCCAGUGCAAUUCAUUGAUUCCAGAACACGCGCGCACGAGCGGGGCGGGCUUACAGCGAACGAACGCUACGUGUUUGGCGCCGAAGGGAAAUGAUUUGUCCGAUCUAGAUAAUCCAGCGCCAUAGUUUUCAUUUCGAUGACUGCAAGUGGCAUUUUAAAGAUUCAAAAUGAAACUUAGAUCUCAGAAAACGACAACACCUUAUUCUGGGAAGCAAAGGAAAAGUCGUAGACGUUCUACUAGUGGAGAAACGCCGAGUCGAACUACUAGUUCAACUAGUAUUUCUUCGGUUUCCGAAAGUCCCCUUCAGGUCGAGGACAAAGAGACCUCGGAUAACCACUCCGACAAUGAAGUUCCCACAAUGAGGAGGCGCCAGCUGCCCCGCGGCCGUGCGAGAAAGAGGGCAAUUCCUGUUGAUGACAGAGAGUCGGAUUUGGCGUUCAAGACUCCACUGAGACCCAUUCUGCGCCAAGAACACGUUUUGUCAGAGAUGGACGCGUCGUCUUCUCUGAACUCUACAGCCAGAAACAUUUACUCCCCCAUCAUGCGUUUCCUGACACCCAGUAAAGAAAAUUUAAAGUGUCCAGAAAAAGCAAACAGUUUACUGAUGAGCCCAGAACAAGGUGUGUUUGGUUACGGGUCCAUUGACCUCCUGGCAGAGGACGAGGACGAUGUCUUUAAUCCGUUAACCUUCAUCAAGAACAUUCCCUCACAGUCGGAACAUUCCCGUCCUAGUCUCAGAGACAUUCCUCCAAAGACCAGGAGCACUCCAGAGGCCACGCUGGUGGUGGAUCUGGAGGAGACCCUGAUGUUCAGCUCUCUUAAUGUGAUGGAAGAAGCAGAUUAUACCUUCUACACGUCCUUCCAGGAUCAUCAGUACAAGGCGUACAUGAUUUUGCGACCACAUGUCAGAGAGUUUUUGCAGGCUAUGGCCAAAAUUUAUGAGCUGUUUGUAUACACUUGUGCAAAAAAAGAAUAUGCUGAGAAGAUCCUGGAGAUCUUUGAUCCUCAGAAAAAGCUGUUCCGACACCGUCUCUAUCAGGACGAUUGCGCCUGCGUUCUUGGACACUACAUCAAAGAUCUCAGCAUUCUUGGAAGAGACCUUACAAAGACGGUGGUUCUGGACAAUGCUCCCCACACUUAUCCUUACCAUCUUAUGAACACGAUACCCAUAAAGAGCUGGUCUGGAGAGGCUGAGGACAGAGAGCUGCAGAAGCUCAUCCCUUACAUGGAGAAACUGGUUGCAGCUGAUAACUUCCAGGAGGUACUAAAGAAAAGGAAGGAUCACUUCCACAGGCUGCUGUCAGAAGACUGACCGGACUCCAGGCCCUCAGGACGACUCCAUGGGACUUUCUCAGCUCAUGAUUGCUUUGAUUUUGCUGUGACUAAAAAGCCAAAAUAAUUCUGUCUGGAAAGGACCUGGCCUUCUUCUCCUCGCCUAUUGUCGACCGUGCUGCUGAAUGCUCAUCACUUGAACCUGCCUUCCCACCAGGACUCAUUCCACAGGAAGAAAACCUGUAUAUAAAUAUAUAUUUUUUAAAACUUGAAGCUUAUUGGUUAUAGUUAUUUUUUAUUUAUUCAUUAUGUGUCCAAAUGAAUUUUGGUAUGUUUAUUUUCAGACAAUAUUUUUGUGCAAUAAAUAAAAUCUAAUGAGU
Molecule: messenger RNA, 1662 nt
Organism: Oryzias latipes (Japanese medaka)
Lineage: Eukaryota; Metazoa; Chordata; Actinopteri; Beloniformes; Adrianichthyidae
Gene: ctdspl3
Product: CTD (carboxy-terminal domain, RNA polymerase II, polypeptide A) small phosphatase like 3
Molecular function (GO): phosphatase activity
Source: RefSeq, a predicted model, not a curated record